This is a messenger RNA of Histoplasma capsulatum G186AR, 1482 nucleotides long. Its product is annotated as solute carrier family 25 member 38. Gene Ontology annotation, biological process: glycine import into mitochondrion. Bases 184 to 1218 code for a protein of 344 amino acids. Gene Ontology annotation, molecular function: glycine transmembrane transporter activity. The record is from RefSeq and is a predicted model, not a curated record. NCBI's taxonomy places the organism in Eukaryota, Fungi, Ascomycota, Eurotiomycetes, Onygenales, Ajellomycetaceae. Gene Ontology annotation, cellular component: mitochondrion; mitochondrial inner membrane. The transcript has 2 exons.
CAACUAAGAAAGGCGGCCAGAGAGUGCCUUAUCAAAUGACAUCCUUAUAUGGCGCUCUGACUCAGCCUUCAGUUUUCCUAUAUAUCACAAUGGCUACUGGCACAAGAAUAUAUAAUUAAUCACUGGUGAUUCAUCCAGUGACCAUAGUUUGAUUUGGCUUACCCUAUGCUCGCGACAGCAGAUAUGUCUGAUGGCUCCACAAACGGUGCCCGUCUGAAGAUUUCGACUUCCUCAAAGCCAAAAUUCCAUUUCGUUGCUGGCCUGGCUUCCGGGCUCUCUUCUGCCAUUCUCCUCCAACCUGCAGACCUUCUGAAGACUAGAAUCCAACAAGCACACCAAACCUCUGCGCUCCUUUUCACCAUUCGCAAAAUCCUUGCAUCACCGCAGCCAAUCCGAGGUCUCUGGCGAGGGACACUACCCUCAGCACUUCGAACGGGAUUUGGCUCCGCUCUAUACUUUUCUAGCUUAAAUGCAUUAAGGCAGUGUGUAGCAAACCAGGGCCCAUUAGUCCCUCUCCAUGGUGAUCGCGAUGACAAGCGCACGCGCACAUCCGCGCUUCCGAAACUCUCUCAUACAGCAAACCUCCUUACCGGAGCCAUGGCAAGAACUGCGGCAGGGUUCAUCAUGAUGCCUGUUACUGUCAUAAAAGUUCGCUAUGAAUCAGACUAUUACGCCUACCGUAGCAUUUGGGGUGCUGGGCGGGAUAUUGUGCGUUCAGAAGGUUUCAGAGGCUUAUUUUCCGGUUUUGGCGCAACGGCGAUUCGUGAUGCGCCGUAUGCUGGUCUCUAUGUUGUAUUUUACGAGCAAUCUAAGAAGAAUCUUAAUGCAUUGAACUUCGGUGGAUUGACGACGGCACGGCCGCUCUCCGACGAGCCGGCUUGCAAGGAUAACUCGGAAAAGCAGCUUGUUACCUCGUCCAUAUCGGUUAAUUUUGUCUCCGGUGCGCUGGCUGCAGGCUUGGCGACCAGCAUCACGAACCCAUUCGAUGUGGUUAAGACACGGUUGCAGCUUAUGCCGAACAAGUAUCGCAAUAUGGCCCACGCGGUGCGGCUAAUGCUCCGUGAAGACGGAGUGCGGAGCCUUUUCGGGGGCUUGGGUUUGCGCAUGGGCCGCAAAGCAAUUAGCUCCGCGCUUGCAUGGACUGUAUAUGAAGAACUGAUCCUAAAAGCCGAAAAGAGGUGGCCAGAUCAGGAUAAUAUCGAGCAAUUAGCGCCAUAACUUGACUACUGUCUUGUUCUACAAGAUCAACGAUUUCAUGGCAUUUCUUGGUAUAUGAUUCAUUUGGAUAUAUUGCGUUUCCCUAAUGGCUCUACUUUUGGAUCAUGGGUGAGUGAAACGGAUGGCAUUUGGGCGGUUAAUACUCUUCUUGUUCUGGAAAUUCCACUGUAUCAUAGGAUAAGCAUUCUAACCGGCGUUUUUGGAAGUGAUGGUUUUAGAUUAACAUCGCUACUAUUAAUAUUACUCUUCCUUUAUCUAAAACAC